AUGGCCACCUCAACUCCACAUAAACAAGCACCGAUGUAUAAUGGCCAUUCACCUGUGCCAUCCCCUCUCAUUGACCAGAUCUCGGUAAAUCAAACUACACCCAUCCCACCACCACCACCGGGCAACUCUUCUGUUUUGAAUUCUCAGCAUCCUGCCGCUACUCCGACCACGGCUGUGAUCCCCACCACCCAACCGAAAAAACAAAAGCGGAAAAGAAAGUCUGCAGCCACCACUAGUACUGAUGCACCAGUCUCAACAGUGGUUCAAUCGGCUGAAUCACACACCAGUAAUACUUCGGCUGUCAACUCAAACACAGAUCCUACUUUGGCAUCUCCAGAAACCCCCACUGGCACCCCAAAACCUCGUAAAAAAGAUACCAAGCUCUCUGAUGAAGUCAUGGAUAGCUUCAAAGAUCACACCCUACAUCAGCUUCGAAAACUCCAGAAGACGCACGUGAAAUAUACUCGAUUGAAUGAAGAAAUCAAGAUAGCUGCUCAAGAUGUAUACUUUGAAUAUCAACGAAAACUCCAUUUGCUAUCGCUCAAGCAUCAGCGACCUUUCAAGGGUCUCGCAAAGUAUCUCGGACAACGUCGAACCCGGCAGAAGAAAACUGAGAACAAUAUCGGUCAGCGAAACAAGGAAGUCGCAAAGAGCUAUAAUCAGCUCAAUGCAGCAGAUCGAGACCUCCUGAACAACAACAGCGAAGACCAAUGGGUUGAUGCCGACCUCAGCGAUGAUCCAAACAUUAAUGAACGAGAUCAGUUUGAUGUCAGACACCAGUCCAACAAAAAGCUUCUUGCAAAUGUAGACACGUGGGCCAGGGGAGUACAGCUCAAGCUGAAGGAGAUCAGUGAUGCUCUUGGUCUUGAAGGUUUCCUAAUCAUUGCGGAUCAAGACCAUCGCCAACCGUAUUUUUUUCAAGGGGGAAGUUUGCUUGGCGAUGUUUUUCUGCGAGGGCUUCUGGAUGAAGGCGAUCCAAUAUCAAGAUUUGCAGUCUGGACUGCUGGAACCAAGAGCCGAAAAAAAGUGACUAAACAGAUUGCUGGUCCUGUUGUUAGUACUGUUUGUAAGCAAUCCAAGGCAAACAAUGCCUCGAACAACAACUCCAAUCCCAAACACGACAGCAACUCUGGAAACUUGGGAUCUGGGAACAACAACCAACCUCCUGAAGAGCGAGAUAAUGGUUGUGCUGAAAAUCAAGAUGCGUGUGAGGGUGAUCUAGCUAAAAAUCAUCAUUAUAUUUCUAACAAACUAGGGGAGAUGUACAAUCAAGCCCUUGCUGUACCUGGCUCAAAAUAUAAAUGGCCAGGUACCAACACCCAAAUUAAGCUCAAGAAAAAGGGUCUGAUGCUGUCAAUAUCCAACAAUCCAACCGAGUUAAGCAUGGUGCAUUUUUCGCAACCAGUCAAAAAACUCCUACUUCAAGGUAUUCCUUCCGGUCAAUGA
Molecule: messenger RNA, 1446 nt
Organism: Puccinia graminis f. sp. tritici CRL 75-36-700-3
Lineage: Eukaryota; Fungi; Basidiomycota; Pucciniomycetes; Pucciniales; Pucciniaceae
Exons: 5
Coding region: 1-1446 (481 amino acids)
Source: RefSeq, a predicted model, not a curated record